Messenger RNA from Effrenium voratum, 315 nucleotides. NCBI's taxonomy places the organism in Eukaryota, Dinophyceae, Suessiales, Symbiodiniaceae. The record is from the annotation of a GenBank genome assembly.
AUGACGCUGGCGGAGCAGGCGCGGCACGGCCGGGUUCUGCCCGUGGAAGUGCGCCCGGAGCAGCAGGCGGCCAUGGCCGCAGGGCUGGAGCGGCUUGUGGCGCCCAAGGCGAAACCGCGGGAGGACUUCAGCACCGUGGACACCAGCGCCAGCUUCCGACCCAAAGGUGUCUUUGAAUCAGAAUCCUUCGCCAAGUGGCCGGGACCCUCUGCCCCGCAGCGAGGCGAUCCCGGGCGAAGGCCGCGGCGAUGCGAUGGUCACCGGGCGGCUGGCGCAGGUGCUCAAGCUCGUGGCACGCCUGGACCCUGGGGGUGA